AAAAUAGAAAUUAAAAAAAAAUUAUAAUUUUAGCUUUUGGGACGUGCAUAUGAAUUCCCUUGCCAAUGCUUCAGUAUAAAAGAGAUCGCAACCCGAAAAAGAAGCUAGUUUAGGUUGCCUUGAGUUGAGUGCUGGCUGUUGACGGCGGUCCGGCCAAAUCCGCCGCCAGUUGAUAAUCGUAGUUGCAGAAGUGGCGGAGCAUUUUAUACUUUUUUGUUCGUUUCAACUAAGAGAGGCAUUUAAUUCACUGCAUUGAAACGAUUGAGCAUCGUACGGUUAGAGAUCCAUGCAUUGAAUCUGAAGCCAUGCUUCGGCGCUUCUUCUACUAAGCAUUGACUGGUAUGAUCUGGUUAUUUGUUUGUGAGUCUUUAGAAUGGCAUCAAAAUCAUUCAACCAAAGUAGAUCGUCACUCUCAAUAUCCUCAGAUGUGCAAGAUUCACAAAAUGGCAAGCCUCCACUACCUCCAACAGCGGUGACCUUUGAUCGGAGGACCUCCUCUGGGCGAUAUGUAAACUAUUCUAGGGAUGAUCUUGAUAGUGAACUUGGAAGUGGUGAAUUUCCAAACUAUACGGUACAUAUACCGCUGACCCCUGACAACCAGCCAAUGGAUUCCAUUGCCCAGAAGGUUGAGGAGCAGUAUGUAUCAAAUUCACUUUUUACAGGAGGAUUUAACAGUGUUACUCGAGCUCAUCUCAUGGAUAAGGUGAUUGAAUCAGAGGCAAACCAUCCCCAGAUGGCUGGUGCAAAAGGAUCCUCUUGUUCCAUACCUGGAUGUGACUCUAAAGUGAUGAGUGAUGAAAGGGGAAAUGAUAUCCUCCCUUGUGAAUGUGAUUUCAAAAUAUGUAGGGACUGUUACCUAGAUUCUGUUAAAACUGGUGAUGGAAUAUGUCCUGGGUGUAAGGAGUCGUAUAAGAUUACUGACUUGGAAGAAAUAGCAGAAAGUAGAAGGCCACUUCCACUCCCUGCCCCUGCUGGGAUGUCAAGAAUGGAGAGAAGAUUGUCCUUGAUGAAAUCAACAAAGUCGGUGCUAAUGAGGAGCCAGACUGCAGAGUUUGAUCACAACCGAUGGCUGUUUGAAACAAGAGGCACAUACGGCUAUGGCAAUGCUAUAUGGCCAAAGGAAUCGGGUUUUGCAAAUGGGAAAAGUGAUGAUAUUGCAGAACCUACUGAGCUAAUGAAUAAACCAUGGAGGCCUCUCACCCGCAAAUUGAAGAUUCCUGCUGCUAUCCUCAGUCCAUAUAGGCUUUUAAUUUUGGUUCGAAUGGUUGUUCUUGGGUUUUUCUUGACAUGGAGAGUCAGUCAUCCCAACAAUGAUGCAAUUUGGUUAUGGGGAAUGUCUGUGGUCUGUGAAAUAUGGUUCGCUUUCUCUUGGAUUCUUGAUAUACUACCCAAGCUUUGCCCUAUUAAUCGUGCUACUGACCUUAAUGUCUUGAAAGACAAGUUUGAAACACCUACACCUAACAAUCCUACUGGAAAAUCUGAUCUACCUGGUGUAGAUAUUUUUGUCUCUACUGCAGAUCCAGAGAAGGAACCCCCUCUUGUCACUGCAAACACUAUAUUGUCCAUUUUGGCUGCUGACUAUCCUGUAGAAAAGCUUGCUUGCUAUGUUUCAGAUGAUGGAGGGGCACUUUUAACUUUCGAAGCCAUGGCAGAAGCUGCAAGUUUUGCUAAUAUAUGGGUCCCAUUUUGCCGUAAACAUAACAUUGAACCAAGAAAUCCAGAAAGUUAUUUCAAUUUGAAAAGAGAUCCAUACAAGAACAAGGUGAAAAUGGACUUUGUAAAGGACCGCAGAAGGGUAAAGCGUGAAUACGAUGAGUUUAAGGUCCGCAUCAAUAGCUUGCCAGACUCUAUUAGACGUAGAUCUGAUGCUUAUCAUGCUAGGGAAGAGAUUAGAGAGAUGAAACAACAUAGGCAGCAAGCAGAAGAUGAACCUAUGGAGAACAUAAAGAUCCCAAAAGCUACAUGGAUGGCAGAUGGAACUCAUUGGCCUGGAACAUGGCUGGACUCUGCACCUGAGCACUCCAAAGGUGAUCAUGCUGGAAUAAUACAGGUGAUGUUGAAACCUCCAAGUGAGGACCCAUUGCAUGGCACUGCAGAUGAUGGAUUAAUUGACCUGACAGAUGUCGAUAUCCGUCUACCCAUGCUUGUUUAUGUUUCUCGUGAAAAGCGGCCUGGCUAUGAUCACAAUAAGAAAGCAGGAGCCAUGAAUGCCCUGGUCCGAGCUUCUGCAAUCAUGUCUAAUGGACCCUUCAUUCUUAACCUUGAUUGUGAUCAUUACAUUUACAACUCCCAGGCUAUGAGGGAAGGAAUGUGUUUCAUGAUGGACAGAGGUGGUGACCGCCUUUGCUAUGUUCAAUUUCCUCAGAGGUUUGAGGGUAUUGAUCCAUCAGAUCGAUAUGCCAAUAGGAACACAGUUUUUUUUGAUGGAAACAUGCGUGCCCUUGAUGGGCUGCAGGGCCCUGUCUACGUGGGUACUGGAUGCCUCUUCAGGCGAGUUGCACUUUAUGGCUUUGACCCUCCCAGGUCCAAAGAGCACCACUCUGGUUUCUGUAGUUGCUGUUUUGGGCGCAGCAAAAAGAAUGCCUCACUUUCCAACUCAGAAGAGCACCGAGCCCUGCGACGUGGUGAUUCUGAUGAUGAAGAAAUGAAUCUCUCAUUGGCUCCUAAAGCUUUCGGGAACUCAGCUGUUCUUAUUGAUUCAAUUCCUGUUGCAGAGUUUCAAGGUCGUCCUUUAGCAGAUCAUCCAGCUGUUAAGAAUGGAAGACCACCUGGUGCUUUGACCAUUCCACGCGAUCUUCUUGAUGCAUCUACUGUUGCAGAGGCAAUCAGUGUAAUCUCCUGCUGGUACGAGGAGAAGACUGAAUGGGGCCAGCGUGUUGGUUGGAUUUAUGGUUCAGUUACUGAAGAUGUUGUGACAGGAUAUAGGAUGCACAAUAGGGGGUGGAAGUCAGUUUAUUGUGUUACAAAACGUGAUGCCUUCCGAGGGACUGCGCCUAUCAAUCUCACUGAUAGGCUUCAUCAGGUUCUUCGCUGGGCUACUGGUUCUGUUGAAAUAUUCUUCUCCAGGAACAAUGCCCUUCUAGCCACCACAAAAAUGAAGUUACUACAGAGAAUUGCCUACCUCAAUGUUGGAAUCUACCCAUUUACAUCCAUAUUCCUAAUUGUCUAUUGCUUUCUUCCUGCACUUUCCCUUUUCUCCGGCCAAUUCAUUGUCCAAACCCUCAAUGUCACUUUCCUGGUCUACCUCUUGAUCAUCACGGUUACUCUCUGUAUGCUUGCGGUGCUUGAGGUCAAGUGGUCGGGCAUUGAGUUGGAGGAGUGGUGGAGAAAUGAGCAGUUUUGGUUGAUUGGAGGGACAAGUGCCCACUUGGCUGCUGUUCUUCAAGGGCUCCUGAAAGUCAUUGCUGGAAUCGAGAUUUCAUUUACUUUGACAUCAAAAUCAGCUGGUGAUGAUGAAGAUGAUGAGUUUGGUGACCUCUACAUUGUUAAAUGGUCAUCCCUCAUGAUUCCACCCAUCACAAUCAUGAUGGUCAACUUAAUAGCAAUAGCCGUUGGAUUCAGCCGGACCAUAUACAGUGUCAUACCACAAUGGAGCCGCUUACUAGGAGGUGUUUUCUUCAGCUUUUGGGUCCUGGCACAUCUUUAUCCUUUCGCAAAAGGGCUUAUGGGCAGACGAGGCAGGACACCAACCAUUGUCUUUGUGUGGUCGGGGCUUAUUGCUAUCACUAUAUCCCUUCUUUGGGUUGCAAUCAAUCCUCCAGAAGGCACAAACCAAAUCGGGGGCUCAUUCCAAUUCCCAUGAUCAGUCUUCCUUCAUCUCAAACGAGCCAAGCACUGUGGAAAACCAAAGCGGGUACGCCUCAAUUCCUUGUAAAACCAUACAGAGUAGUAGUGUUUGCAUAUUUAAUUAGCAAGACCAGCGUCCUACAUCCUGCUUGAUUACUUUUAGCGUGGUUGAUGCAGAGCUUUGCAAACUUUAUGUGAGGUGAAAGGGUAGACAAAUUCUCUCUUCUUGUAACAUCUUGGACAGGAAUUUAUAAUUUGUUCAUUAUUUAUUUGCAAUACCAGUUGUGGCUGAAUUUAAGACACAAUAUGGAAAUGAUUUUGUUAUUCCAGAGGAUGUGUUAUUGAAUUGAGUAUUCUUCCUUA
Ipomoea triloba (trilobed morning glory) is the source of this 4149-nucleotide messenger RNA. RefSeq names its product cellulose synthase-like protein D3. Gene Ontology annotation, biological process: cellulose biosynthetic process; plant-type primary cell wall biogenesis. Gene Ontology annotation, cellular component: trans-Golgi network; plasma membrane. The record is from RefSeq and is a predicted model, not a curated record. Bases 374 to 3802 code for a protein of 1142 amino acids. Lineage: Eukaryota; Viridiplantae; Streptophyta; Magnoliopsida; Solanales; Convolvulaceae. Gene Ontology annotation, molecular function: cellulose synthase (UDP-forming) activity; mannan synthase activity. The transcript is spliced from 5 exons.